AUAAUAUCACCUCACUCAUUCGUUGUCUCCAGGAUCAAUUGUCUCCUCGGCCUGCCAUCUCCACUCCCACGAGUCAAACUCGACCAGCUCCUGGGUGAAUACCCUCAACUCCACUCUUCCUUCUUCUUCUUCUUCUUUUUCCAGCUCAAUUGGCUGUCCUAGUCGACCAUGUUGUACAGAACCACCGCUGCCCGCUCUGCCCUCCGGGCUCUUUCCAACACCAAUGCCUCGGUCGCCCGCUCGAGCUUCGCCAGCAACGUUUUCAAGGCUCCCUUGACCUCCGCCGCUCGCUUUCCCGCUCGUCCGACCUCGUCUCCCAGCCUUGCUCUGGCUGCUCGCAAGCCCGUCACCACGGCGCUUGUCCGUUAUGCCUCUUCUUCGUCCAAGGACUCCCACGGCGAGGAAGAUGUUGAUAUGAUGGCCGGUAUCAAGGGUGAGGCGAAAGUGAUCAAGGACACCUUCAGCCUUGCGGAGGUCCCCAAGGAGGCUCUGUACCUCGGUAUGGCCGGUGUCAUUCCUUAUCUCGCCACUUCGAUGGAGACCGUUUACCUUUCGUACGAGAUCAGCCGAUCCGCCGCUGGUGCCGAUGGCCUUAUCUUCUCCGGCCAGACUGCCGAGCUCCUGCUCCACAUGAUCGAGCCCAUCCAGGUCGGAUACGGCGCUGUGAUCCUCUCUUUCCUGGGUGCCGUGCACUGGGGUCUUGAGUGGGCCGGAUACGGCGGAAAGUACGGCUACAAGCGUUAUGCGGCCGGUGUUGUCGCCCCUGCCGUUGCGUGGCCGACUCUGCUCUUCCCCACCGAAUACGCUUUGAUCAGCCAGUUCCUCGCUUUCACCUUCCUCUACUACAACGACGCUCGCGCCGCUACCCACGGCCGUGCUCCCGCCUGGUACAGCAUGUACCGCUUCGUCCUGACCUUCGUCGUCGGAGCCAGCAUCGUGGCCACCCUGGUCGGCCGUGAGCAGAUUGCCAACACCAUCACCUCGGAGCACAGCAUCACCGACAAGAUCAACGCUCUGCUGUUCCUGAAGAAGAAGGAGCAGGAGGAGCUUGAGGCCCGCCGCAAGGCCGAGCUCGAGGACGCCGAGUAAAGGAAUCGAAUUCAAUCGAACUACUCUAUAUCAAAAGAGAUCCUCCGAUCCCGUGAUUGUAUAAGCAUGUGAUAUGUUGUGCAUAGUUUGAAAUAUGAUGGAGUGGCCCGAGAGCGACGAUGCGUCUCUAAGACCUUGCCUGUGGCAAGUCCCGUGUGACAGUAAAGCAAAAGGAGUGGUCCCAUAUCAUUGUUUCUCGUUUUGGUUGUCAGUUUUAUCUUUUUGUCGGGUUGAGUUUCUUGUAGAUUACAUGCGGAAUCAACGAAUCAGCGGACGCUGGAAUUUUUCA
This is a messenger RNA of Aspergillus steynii IBT 23096, 1378 nucleotides long. Its product is annotated as DUF3429 domain-containing protein. The transcript has 5 exons. The coding region runs from base 169 to 1089 and encodes 306 amino acids. The record is from RefSeq and is a predicted model, not a curated record. NCBI's taxonomy places the organism in Eukaryota, Fungi, Ascomycota, Eurotiomycetes, Eurotiales, Aspergillaceae.